Oryza brachyantha (malo sina) is the source of this 1568-nucleotide messenger RNA. RefSeq lists its product as uncharacterized. Lineage: Eukaryota; Viridiplantae; Streptophyta; Magnoliopsida; Poales; Poaceae. The transcript has 4 exons. The record is from RefSeq and is a predicted model, not a curated record. The coding region runs from base 1 to 1533 and encodes 510 amino acids.
AUGGAAAAACCCAAGAAGCCGGCACUGAGACGGCGGGAGACGACGGCGGCGGCGGCGAUGGACGUCAAGAAGAUGUCAUCUUCUCUCAACGUCUCCUCGUCCUCACUCCGGAGCAGCAGCAGCGAGCUGGACCACCUGGGCAGGGAGAGCUAUGGCGCAGCCCCCCAUGGCGCUGCAGGCAGGAGGCCAGCUGCCACGGUGAGGUUCGCUCCUACACCUACUACGCUCUCCUCCUCGUCGGCGGCGGCGGCGAGGAGAGCUGGCUCUUCUUCGCAUGUGGUGUCGUCGUCGUCGUCGCAGCUGCAGCGGGCCGGUGCUGGGGUGGCGAGGCCGGCGACCGCACGGCCGGCCUCCGUUUCUGGGCCGAGGGCGAGGACGUCCGCUGGGAGGAGCGGGAGCCUGCGUGGAGGAGGGUCGCCGGAGCUGGGGCCGAAGGGGUUGAGGCGGAGCUGGGGGUGGGGGACAGGUGGCGGCGGCGACGUGGAGGAGAAGGCGAGCGUUGAUCAUCGCCGGCCGCGUGAUGAUACCAUCGCCGUCGGCGAGAUUAAGUCUCAGGCUCGGAGUAACUCGGUUACAAGAAAGUCCCCAACAGAUCAGGAGAAACAGCAGCAGAAGAGGGAGAGCAAGACCAAGAUCACUUCCAAGACCAUGGCAAGCUCAGUCUCACCUCCAAAAUCAGCAGGGGAUGUUUCCAUGGAGAGGAGAAGCCCCAGCAGCACCGCUGCAACAAGGAAGACCACUGACAAGGCCCCCAGCAGCGUGUCACACAUGAACAACAUGGUCAGGGCAUCUCCUCCUCCUAGGAAGACGACACUGGCGACAAUGGGCGCCUCCUGGGAGUCGCUUCCACCAGAUCUCCAAAGCAUUGGACUGGAAGUCAUGUGUUACAGGGAUGCUGCAGAGGUUGCUGCUGUUGAGGCAUUGCAGGAAGCUUCUUCUGCAGAGAUUUUGCUCCGGUGUCUGAGUGCAUUCGCCGACUUGGCCGCCGUCGCGGCGGAGCAGUCGCCGCAGCAGACCGUCGACGAGUUCCUCGCCCUGCAAGCCACGAUGGCGCGCUCCUCCGCCGCCGCCCGCCACGCCGAGGACUGGCUCCGCGCGGCGGCCAGCGGCGACCUCGGCCACUUCUCCCUCUACUCCGCGUCGGCCCCCGCCCCCGCCGCCGUCUCCCGGUCCCCGCCGCAGCCGGGGACCGCGGCCGGGGAUCCGGACCACACCUCCACCGCGGAAGCGGAGGAGGGGGCGAAGAACAACACGUGGCUGGGGGCGGCCGCGAGGGAGGUCGGGGAGGAGACGCGCGGGUGGUUCCUCGGGCACGUGGAGCGGCUGAUCGACGCCGACGCGGCCGGGACGCUGGGGCAGCUGAAGCGGGUGAACGACUGGCUGGAGGAGGCGGAGGCGGGGGUGGGCGGGAUGCGGCCGUCGGAGGCGGUGGAGCGGCUGAGGAAGAAGAUCUUCGGGUACCUGCUGGACCACGUCGAGUCGGCGGUGGUCGCGCUCAACGGCGCCGCCUGUGCUCAUGGCCGCAGAAAAUAGGGCGCUAGACAAGCCCUGCAGGCGCCAUAACUAUA